UACGGUAACGAAUUGGAGCUUGUUCACCUGAUUUGCUUUGAUGUACUUACCCCAUACAACAUGUACGUAAUAUUUCGUUGUGUGGAUACGACUCAAAUGCUCUACACCUUCCAAAAGUUCAUACUGGAUUUGAUAGCAAAAAAUGGUGGAAUGGGAGGUCUUCCAAUGGCUACACCGCCAAUGGUAGCGCGCUUCUGGCACAAUGUGGCGAUGACAUUCGAGGUUGGAAUUGUAUGCGUAGUGAUGUUCAGGAAUAUUGGACCAGGCAAAAGCGCUUUCUUCGCGGAACAGAACGAAGCUGUUCAUGUCUGUCAUCCCAUGCCUCUGGCCAAUCUCUGA
Messenger RNA from Haemonchus placei, 339 nucleotides. NCBI's taxonomy places the organism in Eukaryota, Metazoa, Nematoda, Chromadorea, Rhabditida, Trichostrongylidae. The record is from the annotation of a GenBank genome assembly.